This is a messenger RNA of Rhagoletis zephyria (snowberry fruit fly), 1537 nucleotides long. Its product is annotated as gamma-glutamyltranspeptidase 1-like. Gene Ontology annotation, molecular function: glutathione gamma-glutamate hydrolase. Gene Ontology annotation, cellular component: plasma membrane. Gene Ontology annotation, biological process: glutathione catabolic process. The record is from RefSeq and is a predicted model, not a curated record. NCBI's taxonomy places the organism in Eukaryota, Metazoa, Arthropoda, Insecta, Diptera, Tephritidae.
CAUGCUGGACCAGAAGGGUAGUGCUGUUGACGCCGCCAUCGCCACUCUCCUGUGUAAUGGUAUCCUAACCAUGCAUAGCAUGGGUAUUGGUGGAGGCAUGCUUAUGAAUAUCUACCUUAAGGACAGUAAACAUGCCUAUUCCAUUGACGCACGUGAGGUCGCACCGUUCGAAGCAUUCCAAGAAAUGUUCGAUGGCAAACUGGAACUAUCACUUAAUGGUGGACUUUCGAUUGCCGUGCCGGGCGAACUGAUGGGUUAUCAUCGCGCGCACGAACGUUUUGGCAAAUUACCCUGGAAGACACUCGUCGAACCGGCAAUUAAAUUGUGUCACGAAGGCUUCUUUUUGACACAUCACCAAUGGAGUGCAUUGAAUUAUCGCUGGCAUCAUAUGAAGAACAACACCGUGUUGACCGAUGUUUUCGUUAAUGCCACAACUGGUCAACUGUACCCGGUCGGCACGAAAAUUAAGCCACAAAAAGUGCUUUGCGAAACUUAUGAGCUCUUAGCGGCAAAUGGGCCACUCGACUUCUACAAUGGUACGCUGGCGCAUAUGGUGGUGGAGGACCUAAAGGAUCUUGGUAGCAAAAUAACAGCAUAUGACUUGGAAUCCUACUCCGCUGAUAUGGUCAGUUCGAUCACCAUGCAAUUGGGCGACGAUAUACUCUAUGCCGUGCCGCCUGUUAGUAGUGGCACUGUUGUGGCCAAUAUACUCAGCAUUUUGGAAGGUUUCAAUUUCACCAAAGCCGAUUUGAUCGGUGCGCAGAACGUGGCUAAUACGCUGCAUCGCAUAGCGGAAGCGCUUAAGUUUGGCUUUGCAAAGCGCUGGGAAUUGGGUGAUUUGCGCUUCAACGAUGUGCGUGAGCUCGUCAGCAGACUUACCAACCCCGAGUACAGCAUGAGCAUACGCGAGAAGAUCAACGAUAAUAAAGUGCAUAAGGAAAUCUUUGAUUAUGGAGCCAAUUUAUGCGAAGACGAUGCAGGCACAUCCCAUGUAGUCGUUCUGGCGCCCGAUGGCGAUGCGGUUUCUGUGACGAGCUCCGUUAACGAAUAUUUUGGUGCCAGUCAGGCUGGACGUCGUACCGGUAUCGUAUUUAAUAGCGCCAUGAAUGAUUUCUCUGUCGCUGGUACUACUAAUCACUACGGUCUACCAGCGGCACCUACCAAUUUUAUUGACGCACGCAAGCGACCCAUGUCGUCGAUGUCACCAAUGAUUUUGACCGAUCAGAAAGGUAAUGUGCGUUUGGUUUUGGGCGGCGGUGGUUCGAAAAUCAUAUCAGCUGUUGUUGAGGUGGCGGCGCGCUUCCUAUGGUUCGGGCAGGACAUCAAGUCGGCCAUUGAUGCGCCACGUAUUCAUCAUCAACUCUUACCAAAUGUUUUGCAAUACGAAUUUGGUCAAUUUAGUGAGGAAGUAUUGCAGCUGCUGAAGGCGAAAGGACACGAGUUGCAACCCUACAGAAUUGGCUCAGUGGUGUGCGCCAUUGCGAGAAACGAUACGGCGAUAUAUGCGAAUGCGGACUUUAGAAAACGUGGCGGGUAG